GCUUCUUCAUUCAUUCCAGUGACAACUGCUGCAACAACACUCCCGUUAUCCAGUGCGACAUCAGCGUCGCCUACAGUGUCUUCUACUGCAGAAAUAAAAACGACUUCACAUCCACCAACACCCGUAACGACGACCGAAAUUACGUCAUUUUCACCGUAUACGUCAUCAUCAAAAGUGACGUCAGAAAUAAAAACGACUUCACAUCCACCAACACCCGUAACGACGACCGAAAUUACGUCAUCUUCACCGUAUACGUCAUCAUCAAAAGUGACAUCAAUUCCAACCAAUAACACAGGUACCCAUCUUCAUCACCAUGGCAACAUUAUGCUAUUACUCUACACUCUACUGCCGACUGGGGGGCUUGUGUUAGUUCUAGCUUUAAUGAUUGGAGUGAUGAUGGUAAGACGACGAAGGAAAAGAAUCGCAUAUUCAAGACUAACUUCGCUGUCCAUCGAUGAAAUUGUUCCCGAAUCGAACGAUACUUCAUGCGCAGUAACCAGCGAUAAACAGGUUGAUACUGACACCAGCACGCGUCUGAAGCUAAUGGACACGACAGAACAUACGUCAUCUGAUUCAGACGAUGAAAUGAUACGUCUAGAUAGAAAUCCUCCAGGUUUCCCAAACACAGAACUGCAAAAUGUAUCAAAGUACUAAUGGAUCUUUUCUAAGAUGAUAUUUUCGGGCAAGACUUUUUGCGCAAAAAAUUAUGUUAAUGAAGAAUUACUUUGAAAUUUCUUUUAGUUCGAAGCAGGAAAAUAAGUUUUUGAAAAAAAUAUAACUCACUGCGUACGAAAUGUCUUCUUCAAUGGUUUAACAAAUACCUUAUGUAACUCUAUGGUUUUCAAAGGUUUCUCAAUUAACACCCCGAGAAUGCCUUGUUUUUAUGUCUGCGCAUACGAUAUUUCAAUUUCGUAUCCAGAGCCUAUUUAUUUUGUCGAGCAUGCGCAGUAGGAAAUAAAGGCUCUGGGUACGAGAGAUUGGGGAUAUGAUAGCGCUCGCGCAUCUCGGAAAUCGUCUAUUACAACUUCCUCUAUAUAACAUGUAACGUACACUUACACUCUGCUUAGACGCCUUGCACGAUGAUGGAAAAUAUUGUCAAAACUGAGCUUUUGUAAAUAGCUGGAAAUCAGUAUCUUUAUUUUAUUCUUAUCCAAAUAAAAAGCCUUGAAAACUCAGGAA
This is a messenger RNA of Actinia tenebrosa (Australian red waratah sea anemone), 1179 nucleotides long. RefSeq lists its product as uncharacterized. Lineage: Eukaryota; Metazoa; Cnidaria; Anthozoa; Actiniaria; Actiniidae. The record is from RefSeq and is a predicted model, not a curated record.